AUGGAGCAAUCAUAUUACCAGUCCCAGGCCGCCAUGGCCAGCUUCUUUGAUCCAAUGCAACAGGAUUCGAGUAUGUCCGCCUACUCGAUGUUUGGAGCAGCUCAGUAUCCCGAUAAUCUUGCCUUAUGGCACGAUCCAUCCGCUUCCCCGGCCAUACCUGCGCCGUCAUACCCGAAGCAAUCGACCAUACUCCAACCUCUACCGGACUCAAAGAAACACAAACGAACACGGAGUGGGUGCUUCACCUGCCGCUCUCGUCGCAUCAAAUGUGAUGAGGGUCGUCCCGUCUGCGAGCGAUGUCGCAAGGGAACUCGGGAUUGUGUCUACCCAUCCCCCGCAUCCUCUUCUAAGGGAGGCGCCCGCCCGUCCGUCAAAUCGCGGGGUGCGCGCCCUCCCUCGCAAGGGAGCGAUUCGUCGGGUCGGCUAGAAUUUGAUGAGAUAAGUCCUUUGGAGCCGAUCAUCGAUGAGGAAGAACCCGACAGCGCCGCCCCAGCAUCUCGCCCAUCGCCCUCCAGCACGACCAGCACAUCUCGGCCAGAUCUACACAGGACGCAGAGUGGUCAGUCCCUGCGGAAACCGAGUUUAAAACAAGUGCCCGAGUCUGGGUCGGUCAUGGAACCAGGCAGCUCACCCUCUACGGAGUCUUCGUCACGCUUCGAGUCCGUGAGUGUGCGGUCGGCCAGUGUCACACAGUCCACAACGGACAUGCUCAACGCGGCCCGACUACCGGAGCGCUUGCGAUUUUAUCUGAAUUUUCAUGAGGAAUUCAUCACUCCCGGCCAUUUCUUUUUAAGAGAGCCGAGUCGGGCUUUCGUUCAACACAGCCUCAUUGAGCUUGCUCUGCAAUAUGAGCCUUUGCUCUAUGCUCUGGUGGGCUUUGCCGCAUACCAUCACACCCUGCAAAGUCCGGGAGGAAAAAUGUAUACAUUCCUCAAAUAUUAUAAUAAAGCCCUGGUCCUCCUGCGCAAAUCUCUUGAAUCUGGCGAGGAACAUAACGAGGCAACCUUGUGUACAGUGCUGGUCUUGACCACAUUUGAGGAAUACACCGGGGAUUGGGUCAACCUGAUUGAUCAUCACCAAGCUGCGCACGCGUUAAUGCAGGAAUUGCUGACGCCGGACUCGUCCAACCUCAUCGAAUUACAUAAAAACAUCUUCCUCUGGUAUGCGCGGUUCGAUGUAGUGGCAGGAAUUUUGGCCGGUACAGAAGCAAUCCUCAGUCGAGAUUGGUAUCUUGCAAAAGAGCAGUUUGACGCGGAGCAAGCUGCCCUCGACCCUGACGAUGCAUCCAAACAGUUCUCGUUGGUCGCAUCGAUUAACCGCCGGUUCGGUCUGGAUCUGGCUUCCCUGUAUGCCAAACUAUCUCGUGGCAUGAUUCCAUUCGAAGAUUUUGCUGUGCAGAACGAGCUACUUGGGCAAACGCUUGAACGGGCCAAGGAUAUCAUGCGAACUUUCGACGACAGUGAAUACAGCGUUCGCUCGUACCCAAACAAGCAGCCUUUGACCGAAGAUGACAUCGUGGAUCCCUACGUUCCAGGUCGGAUUCACCAGGGUCCUCUGUGGGAUGCGAACUAUAUCUGGAUCGACCUUCUCUCGACCGAAUUGAUGUACAAAUAUCAAACCAUGCUCGCGUUGAGACAACCUCUUUUGCCGGAACUGACAAGCUUGGCCUGGGAACAGGCCCAGAUCAUGGAAACUAUCGAUCGAUGGCCAGACAAAGGCAACGGGGCGUGCAUUGGGUUUAAAAACAGUAUCGGACUCACGAGCAUGUUUCUUCCCAGAGACGACAAGAAUCAGACGUGGUGUCGGCACAGGAUUGCCCGGAUGGAACAAACCGGAUAUAUCAUCCAACCCAAAUUCCGUGAAGUCCUCGCUGCUCUUUGGCAACUCCCCGAACUCAUGGAAUGGUGGCUUCCCAACAAUGAAGGCUACCCAGAUCUGAUCCGCGAAGUUCGUGCCAUGACUGAUGAUCGACUCAAGCAGCCCCGUGACGACUUCCGUUCCGACGUUCGUGACAUGAAAUCCAUGUUUUGGAAACUGAAUGUCAAUGACGAGGGCGACGAGUUGAGCCCCGGGAGCAGCCACGGUAGCAGCCACGGUGGGUUCUCCUGA
Penicillium odoratum is the source of this 2109-nucleotide messenger RNA. Its product is annotated as Zn(II)2Cys6 transcription factor. The record is from RefSeq and is a predicted model, not a curated record. Gene Ontology annotation, molecular function: DNA-binding transcription factor activity, RNA polymerase II-specific; zinc ion binding; transcription cis-regulatory region binding. Gene Ontology annotation, biological process: positive regulation of transcription by RNA polymerase II. The transcript has 3 exons. Bases 1 to 2109 code for a protein of 702 amino acids. Lineage: Eukaryota; Fungi; Ascomycota; Eurotiomycetes; Eurotiales; Aspergillaceae. Gene Ontology annotation, cellular component: nucleus.